CAUAUAAGGGAAAGUGAAACUGGUGACGUCACAUCCUGACUUAGUUCCGGGUUUGGCAAAACCCAAAAUGUAGAGCUCGAAACUCGUUGUUUCGUCUUUUAUCUCUGCCAAGUCCAAUGUCAGGGGCUAGUCCAUCCCCGUUUUCAGCUCUCAACAUUACGAUGACAUGACAGUUACUGUACACCAACUACAAUGAGUGGCACGAAAACAGGAACAGGUCAAAGGUCAGCCCUGCGGCAAGGGUACACAGCAUUUCCAUUGUGCUGGUGUCUCCUUGUACUGCUGUCCACAACUACAGUGUUAGGGGAAGACACAAAGGAAACAUUUAGUAUCACCGUAUUUGAAGGAGAAAAUGUCAGACUGGGGGAGUUUCCAUACAACUGUACAGCACCUCCCCCGGACAGUGUCAUCUGGUCGUUCAAAAGACCUGACGAGGAAUCUUACACACCACAGUCGUGUCCGCAGGAAUGUGGCAAUGGUUGUACGAUGCGUAAUCACAUCAUUGAUCUUCCCGCGGUCAGUCGAACGUGCCGCGGUUCCUAUCAGUAUGUCACGGGUAGGGACGAUGAUGGCGUUCGUUGGACGUGUACCUACGACUUAGACGUACAAUACUUGCCAGGAGAAGUGUACAUCAGUAACCGCACCCCGGCUGUGUUUGAAAAUGACAGUGUGGCCAUGAUGUGUCAAACUGAUGACUUAGGGAACCCACCAGCGACUUUCACCAGUCCAGACUUCCCAGCCUCAAGUUCUGAGUCGACCAGCCUGACUAACCUGUCUGCGAGCAGGAAUGACAACGGGAGAAACUUCAUCUGUACUCUUUACUAUGAAGGUCAACGCCAAAAUGGAGAUAAAGUCAUUGAAAAAUACGAGGACACUGCCAGUCUUACUGUAUACUAUCUUCCAACAGAAGUCACCAUACAGGGUCUUAACAACAACACAACUCUAAAAGAAGGGGAGGAGGUUAUCUUAAACUGCACCUUCCACGGCUUCUAUCCACGACCCAACAUCACCUGGUGGAAGGAUGGUGAAAAACUCACAGAAACUUCUGAGACCUUGGUGUUGACGUCCUUAAAUGACAAAGGAGCGUAUGUGUGUGAGACAACUCUGAACAUUCUCAACCAGGUUAGAUGGAAGAGAAGCACAGCAGUGUAUGUCAAUGUCUCUACUGGUGCUGGGAGUGUUGAUCCACCAUUCGUACCAACUGCACUUCCUCACACCGGUGGCCUGCCAGGAUACGCCAUAGGAGGCCUGGCAGGGGCGGGGAUUGUACUGUUAGUCAUCAUCCUGCUGGUGUCAGUCAUCUGUGUACACAAGAGAUGGGACACUGGUCGUGGUAGAGGGGACCAAAGAAAUGGAAGACACAAUGUCCCCUAUCAGCAAAAUGGCUUCCAACUUGGACAAGAUGUGAGACCCUUACUGAAUACCGGUCAUCCAAAUGUGGCUGAUCAGGACUUCAGUCUCUCUUCCUCCAACAUGUUAAGCACCAGUGGAGGCCGCGGGCAGGAGAUAAUCAUUCAGUGCAGAGAUGCAAACAUCUACCAACGACCUUGUGAUUCAGUGUCCUUGAAAACCCCAUCAGACCCCUCCAUGCAGUUGUCAUCCCUUAAUCCCACCUCAUAUCCAAAUGAGACCUCCAGCAGUGUGGAACCUCGGAGUGAUACCACCCCUAAGCAGCCCCCAUCCUCAGACCUAUUCUCCAAGAAUGACAACCAUGACUCAAGCGACAAACCAGAAAAUACUGACAGCACAGACAUGUUCCCAACUGCCACAAAGGUUCCUUACCAAAGUCAGGACCUAAGCAGCGAUGGCUACCCGAAAACUGGAACCAGCACUGAGGACGGCAACCCACCUUCUUCCUCAGUGUCCUCUGACCCUGACGUCACCAACCCAAAACUAGCAGCAGAUGAUUCUGACGACCUUGAAGGUUCUAGCGAUCCAAGGUCACUCCAUUCUAAUCUACACCUCCCCUCCCUGCCAAGUCUGGAUGUUGAUAUGAUGAUAAGUUUAGACAGUGAAAACUCUUCAACACAAACCAACUCAAACCCCAACCUACAAGACAAUGGUACAUCCAACAGCACAGGUUUUACUAUGGAGAGUAAUAACCUGAACAAACCGGUUAACAAACCAGUACUUGACAAAAGCUCUGCAAUUAAGAACCUGUCAGAGAGCUCGGAAUCCACGGAAGAGUCCAUUGAGUUUGAGGGGAGUAGUGGGAGGGACCUGGAAGCCCCCCCUCCCUUGAAUGAAGAUGUGGACUCUCUAAGGGAAAAGGGAGAUGAGGUUGCUAUCACUAUAGACCUCAUGUUGAAGAAGAUACCACUGAAGACUGACCACCUUCAACUGUCAGUGGCUAAAUUGACAAGUCUCUACAUAAACCUGUCAUACUCUGGUUCCAAAAUUAAUGACUGGAAGAUGUUUGCUGGUAAACUAGAUUUGACGGCCCAGAAUGUGCAGGUGAUUGACAGCUGUAGCUCGCAGCAUAACCUCCAACCUGCCGAAAUUGUCAUCUACCACUGGCAGCGCAUGGCGGACAGACAAGGUAGCGUUCCUUGCAACGAACAGAAACUCCGAGAGCUUCUGACAAAUAUUGGAAGACUUGACUUAAUUGCCAUCUUGGAUGGGGACCAAUAAGAAUCUAAUACAUUCAGUCACUGUCUUUGUAAAUACUAGGGAAAAUGGUGUAAUUUGUGUACACUGUAAUUCCUAAUGUUUUCACAGUACUUUUAUGUUCACUGUUUUCACUGUCACUUCUGUACCGUGAACUUAUUAACAAAUAAUUCCACGGACUUUCUUUUUUCUGCACCUGUCGCCACUGUGAACAUAUAGUUCCGUGAACAUGUCCAUUUUUCUCAGACCGUCAACUUUUGCUACUGUGAACAUAAAGUGAAUAACAGUAAUUGUGUAGACUUCAACACUUUAUACAAUCAUUGAAAAAAAAA
Messenger RNA from Branchiostoma belcheri (Belcher's lancelet), 2939 nucleotides. RefSeq lists its product as uncharacterized. Bases 193 to 2631 code for a protein of 812 amino acids. Lineage: Eukaryota; Metazoa; Chordata; Leptocardii; Amphioxiformes; Branchiostomatidae. Gene Ontology annotation, molecular function: protein binding. Gene Ontology annotation, biological process: signal transduction. The record is from RefSeq and is a predicted model, not a curated record. The transcript has 12 exons.